Molecule: messenger RNA, 1653 nt
Organism: Alnus glutinosa
Lineage: Eukaryota; Viridiplantae; Streptophyta; Magnoliopsida; Fagales; Betulaceae
Exons: 6
Coding region: 126-1568 (480 amino acids)
Source: RefSeq, a predicted model, not a curated record
UUCAUUUUGAAGGGAGAACUGGCUGGCUGGCUGGCUGGCUGGCUGAUCGCAUGUGACUUAUUCUAUUAGCAUACCACUCGCCCAACAUUAAGCCCCAAAUCAGUGAUCCCAGUAACUUCAGACCCAUGGCCAUGAAUCUCACAAGCCCCAAAUACUUUCAAGCUCAGUCCAUAUUUGGGUCCAAUGGGGAAUCUCCGCUGGUGGAAAACACAAGCUUCUAUGGGAAAAGCAAUGACAACCCAUUUGUAGAGACCUUCCCUGACCCACUUUGCAAGCUUAAUCUCAAAGAAACCUCUGAUUUUGUCAAGUCAUUUCCAAUGGCCAACAACAUCAAAGAAGGCGGAGGGUUUCUUGAGGUUUCAGCUCAGAGGAGAAGAGAGGGGAUGAACUCAGUCAAUCAGAGGAGAAUGGAGGCUCCUUCAACACCUGGCAGACCUGUUUUCAGUUUCAGUGCUGGGAAUCAUUCAAGAAAAAGCUUUCCUUCCAAGUGGGAUGAUGCAGAGAAAUGGCUGAUGAGCAGCUCUUGCCAUGACUCUCCUGCUCAUCCCAUAAAGCCAUCAGAGUCCUCAAAGAUCACCAAACAGUGUGAUAACUUUAAGCAACAGGUGGAGGUCUUUGCAGAAAAAUCAAGGGUCACAGAGGAAAAGUUCUCAAAAGUAGUUUCAAGCUUUCAAAGAUCUGCAUCUUUGGACAAUCAUAACUCAGUCAUGGCUCUCGAUGGGGUCUCUGCCUCAACAGAUGUAUUUCUAAAAGAUAAGUUCACGGACAAGAUAGAACCCGUUUUCCCCAAUUUCAGAUACUCAGAGCCUACAAAAGAAGGGUUCUUGUUCAAACACCCGGCAGGUGGAACCAUGAAAGAUGGCUGUACAGACGUGGUUAAUGAGGUCCACCACAGAGAUGUUGGGACAGAGAUGACCCCGCUUGGCAGUUCUACGACUUCUAGAUGCCAUACACCCUUCAAGAGCUCAUCACCUGCGCGCCAUAACACGCCAGCGAAUAGGUCAGGACCGCUGGCCUUGGGGAACUCCAGCAGCAACAGUAGCAGCAUCGACAUUUCCCAGCUGCAAGAGUGCCAUUUAGCUAAGCUACAGCUUGGGACGCAAUAUGAUUCAGUCACGUCGAAUUGGAGCUCAAGGGAAGAGGAGGAGGAGGAAGUAUCAAAGAGCCUCAGACAUUUUGAAACGGAUCCCGGGUGCCGGAAAAGUGUUUCAGACUCCAGAGCUGCUGCGUGGGAAGAAGAAGAAAAUACAAAAUUCUGCCUCAGGUAUCAAAGAGAAGAAGCAAAAAUUCAAGCUUGGGUCAACCUCCAAAAUGCUAAAGCAGAGGCUCAAUCAAGAAAGCUUGAGGUGAAAAUUCAAAGGAUGAGAUCAAACUUGGAGGAGAAGUUGAUGAAGAGAAUGGCAGUUGUUCAUAGAAAAGCUGAAGACCUGAGAGCAGCGGCCCGGCAGCAGCACUCAGAGCAAGUUGAGAAGGCUAGUGAACAAGCACGGAAGAUGAUAAACCGGCAUAACUCACAUUUUCCUCUCCACAACUCAUGUGGUUGCUUUCCUUGCAAUAACCAUCAUUGAGCAUGAAACAAAAAGACAAAUUCUCACUUGUCUACUAAUGAAAAGAAGGCUACUUGUUGAAUAAAAUGAAUUUUUCCUUUGUUUU